AUGCAUGAGAUUAUUACUCUCCAGCUCGGCCGGCACAGUAAUUAUGUGGCUACUCACUUCUGGAAUGUCCAAGAAUCCUACUUUACAUAUUCAGAGAAUGAAGAGUCGCCUGUGAACCACGAUAUUCAUUUUAGAGGGGGCAUAGGAGCUGAUGGCACAGAGACCUUCACCCCGCGCACACUCAUAUACGACCUCAAGGGUGGUUUUGGUACUCUACGCAAAUACAAUGCUCUGUAUCAACUUGAAGAAAACCAGCCCGGAUUAGACAGUGCACUCUGGGACACGAGCGGGGUCUUGCAACAACAGCCAAAGAUACCACAAGGUGAAUAUCAGAGAUGUCUGGAUAUGGGGCUCCCAGCCCCUGAGCUGACACCGGAAACUGUCAGAUAUUGGUCCGACUUUAACCGUGUAUUUUACAAUCCGCGAUCUAUCCAGCAGAUAAACGAAUAUGACCUUGGCUCUCAAUUGGUGCCAUUUGAGGACUGGUCCAGGGGGCAGUCUCUAUUCUCUGAGUUGGAUGGAGAGCAUGAUCUAUUGGACCGUGAUCUACGGCCGUUUGCAGAAGAAUGUGACCAGUUAAAGGGAAUUCAAAUUUUCUCCGGGACUGACGAUGCAUGGGGUGGUUUCGCGGCAAGCUAUGUUGACAGGCUAAAGGAUGAGUAUGGAGGCAAGAGUAUCUGGACAUGGGCCAUAAACGGUUCAUCAGACCCCCAAAGAGAGAAGCGAAGGCUUGCCUCCGCAAAUAUGGCAAGGUCUCUGAGUGAAAUGUGUUCUCAAGUCACAGCUUUCAUCCCGAUCGCGGCCCUGCCAACCAGGACGCCACACUAUGUCAGAUCGGACCUGCACCAUAUUUGGUAUUCAUCAGCCUUGAUAUCAUUGGUGUUGGAAAGCGUUAGCCUUCCCGCUCGGCUGCGAGGACGUGAAGCAUUGGACCUGUGGGAAAUGGCUUCCAGCGAUUCGCGGAACAUAUACAGCCUUCAGUCCACCAUCGGCGCAAGCCUGAUCACGGACGAAAGGAAGACAUCGCAGGGCGCACCUAGAACUAUAACGAACCACUGGGACGAUGACGGGUCUCAAGAACAGCCGAAACAAUUUGACAUUCAACUCUCUCCACACGCCCUUGUAGCAAACCAUGACGCGCAGGUGUUUCAGCAGCUGUCAGUUUGGCGGGACUCCAUGACCGACACAUCUGAUUCCCCAGCGGCUUCAAAACACACAGGGCCAUCCAUGAACACGAGAAGCGUCGAUUCAUCGCUCGAAUACCCAAUACUCGACUCCUUCCCCCGCGACCUGGUGAGUGACCAGGGGCCGCCAGGGUCAACACUCAAAGUUCAUGCGGCGCUAUCUGUAUCCUCACAAGCGGGCGGGUAUCUCAAGGACCUGCAGCGGUCGGUGGGGAUCCAUGUUCCGUUCGACCAGCGAGAAGAAUUAUCAAAUAGCCUCACCACACUAUCAGAGGCUUAUAUCGACGGGUGGCGGAGCGACUCUGAUUCUGGCGACGAUUAA
Messenger RNA from Microsporum canis CBS 113480, 1506 nucleotides. RefSeq names its product DML1. The record is from RefSeq and is a predicted model, not a curated record. The transcript is spliced from 5 exons. Gene Ontology annotation, biological process: mitochondrion distribution. Gene Ontology annotation, cellular component: cytoplasm. Lineage: Eukaryota; Fungi; Ascomycota; Eurotiomycetes; Onygenales; Arthrodermataceae. Bases 1 to 1506 code for a protein of 501 amino acids.